GUCCAACUUGCGACUACAUGAUCUUUACAAAAAUCAUGUGACCAGAGGUCAUGCACUUUUUGAUGAAGUCGCUGCAGUUGCUUCUCACCAACUGCACCAUGCAGCCAUCACCUGAAUUGUGGGAGGCAGUAUUUGCCAACUGAUCAUUAGGGUGUUUUUGUUUGACCCACGCUGACGUGGCCAAAGACGUGACAGAAACAGGAAUCAGCUUUGACGCAAUUCUAAAGCUACAAACGAAAGUGAUAUUUGAGACCUCUCUAACCAAUUCAUUGUACACACAUUAUGUUUUCAGUUUGUGAGUGUGUGACAUGGGGAUAUGGAAAAGUUUCAGACAUUUAUACAGAAAAACGUUUAUAGGCAAUUGCAGCUAUGUUGAUCUGAGCCUUAUUGUUGGAAAACCAUUACAGUGUACGACUUUCGGCUGUCGCAGAUGCACCUCCCCGACUUCACUCGCCAAAUUUUGUCUACAGUCGGCAUUCAUUAGGCUUACUGCUUGAACACACCCAGAUACUUUUUCAUCGCACCAAUAGUUAGGGUAAGGACAGUGGAGGCUGCUGAGGGGAUGACUGCUCAUAAUUGCUGGAACGGGGCAAAUGGAAUUGCAUUAUACACAUGGAAACCAUUCCGCUCCAACCAUUACCACAAGCCAGUCCUGCCCAAUUAAGGUGCCGCAACCUCAUAUGGGUAUCUUGUUGAACAGAGAGACGUGGACCUCAAUGUAAGAGACAAAUGGGACAGCACCCCGUUGUACUAUUCUUGCCUCUGUGGCCAUGAGGAGCUGGUCCAGUACCUGUUGGCUAAUGGAGCAAAGUGUGAAGCCAACACAUUUGAUGGAGAGCGAUGCAUGUAUGGCUCUCUGAGUGACUCCAUCCGACGUCUCCUAAAAGAGUACAAGUGCAUCACAGCCCAAGCCAUGCAGAGGGACUAUUAUGACCACUUUCUUCUCACGUUACUGGAGCAGGGCCAGUAUAGUGACGUCAAGUUCCUGGUUCACGGUGAGACAUUUCAGGCUCACCGCUGUGUGCUGAGCGCUCGCUCAGAGUACUUCACAGCCAUGUUUGAAACCAAAUGGAAAGGAAAGAACUUGAUCCCCCUCAAACACCCUUUGAUCAACCCAGCAGCCUUUGGUGCCAUCCUGCAGUAUUUUUACACUGGUCGUAUGGACAUUGAUGUGAGCCACGUGGAGGACUGCAAGCGGCUGGCCAAACAGUGCAAAAUGGGCGACCUUAUUGAUGAGUUGGAGAGCAAGUGUAAACAGGUGUAUGAGUUUGUCUCCAAUAAGCCAGGGACCUGUGUAAAGGUUCUGACCCUGGAGCCUCACAGCUGUCAGCAUCAGGAGGAGAUGGCUCAACUGGCAGACUGUGCCCUCCCUGCUGAGCUAAAAGUGGGAUUUGGCGAGCUUCCAUUUGACAGAACUGAUAACUUCCCUAGCUACCCUGACAUUUGCUUCAGGGUUGAAGGUUAUGACUUCCUGUGUCAUAAGGCGUUUUUCUGUGGACGCAGUGACUAUUUUAAGGCGUUGCUGCAGGACCACUUCAGUGAGGGAGAGAUGAUGCAGUCCCAGCCCAGCACCCCCGUCCUUACCAUCCACAAUAUCUCCCACGAGAUCUUUAUCCGUCUCCUCUAUUACGUAUACAGCGACGACACGGAGCUGUCCCCAGAUAAUGUGUUUGAUGUGCUGUGUGUGGCUGAUAUGUACCUGCUCCCCGGGCUGAAGCGUCUGUGUGGUAAGACGCUGGCCAAGAUGCUGUGUGAGGAUAACGUGUUGCACAUGUGGAAGACAGCCAAGCUCUUCAGACUGUCUCGUCUGGAGGACCAGUGCACGGAGUACAUGGCUAAGAUCAUAGAGAGGCUGGUAGAGCAGCCUGAGUUUGCUGACAUGAUCAAGGAGGAUGCUGGGGCAGUGGAGGACCGACACGAGACCGACUCCAUCCCUCUGGUGGACGACAUCCGCUUCCACAUCACCAGUAACGUUCAGACCUUCAGUGCCAUCGAGGAGGCCAACGUGAAGCUGGACGCCCUGGAUCAGCUGCUUUCCACCAUCGGUCUGGAAUGCUAAUGAGAAGGUGUGGGGGUGUGUUAGGGCUACUACUGGCUAAGCUAGCUGCUAGCCACAACCAGUGGCAAGAAGGACUUGUAUUGGACUGUUGAAGGGUAUUGGGGGAGACAUUAAAUAGCUUUCACAUUAUACACACAAAAAGAGUGUUUACUUCAAAUAGUUUAAAUGCUUCUGGGCCCAACCAGGUGGUGGGCAAAGCACCUUUUUGUGAAUAAUGUGAAAGCUGAUAAUGCAACAAUUUGUGUAUUGGGUACAUUCUAGUAUUGACCUGGAAUGUCAAAGACCGAAGUAUGUAGGGACUGGAGGCGUCAAGUUGCUAUUGAGUAGCUAGACAAGGAUAGGGUUGCUGAAGAAGUUGAGGAUGAUGUUGCAUUGGAAUGAAUGAAACACACKGAUACAGAAGCCCAUGUGAUGAGGAUGAAGAGUGAGGAAUGGAGUGUGGACUCUGAUUGUAAUAUCUACUUUCGUUUGCGGUUAUUUUGAAGUAAUGUGUCUUUUUCUUGGAAUGACAGGUCAUCUGACCACAAACAUUGUAGACCCAAUAUCACAGAAGAUAUUACAGUAUGUUGGCUUAGAAAUGUAGCUAUUAAAGAACCUURGCAUUUUUGUGAAAAAUACCCAAUUAUGAAAAUCUCUGUUUWUAAACAGAGACUCAGAGAAACAGCAAAUAUCUGACUCUUGUYAUGAAUUAGAAUAAUUAUAGAAUUCUGAAUGACAGCAAAAAAAAUGUUUCCCCUAACAUGGACAUUACUCUUUUUAUUUUUACCUUCAGAUUUUCCUGACUGAUAUGAAUUUGUUACACUAUGUUUUAGCGGCUUAAGAGGCAAGACAUUUUGAUUAUUUUUCAUCUUGUGCUAGUAUAUUGUAGGCCUAAAUGCAUGCUGAUUACUCUUGUUGUGUAUGCAUGAUUUAUCUUUAUAGAAUGUAGCUUCUUAUUUAGGUGUUAGGAGAGGAAACCAUAGCUAGUUACAUGGCUAUGUUAAAUAUUGUUUAAUCCAAAAAUAAUGAAAAGAAAUUCAGCCUCGUGUCGCAUAUGACAAUGUAUUGAAACUUUUACUGUUAAUCAUGAGUAAAGUAAUGAAUUUGUUUUUAUGAUUUAGUUUUGAAAAAAUUAUGACUGGAGUCAAGUAAAGACCCAACGAGAUCAUUUACAAAAUGUAAGUGUUUUUUAUUUUUAGUUGGCAAAUUAGAGAACUCAUGACACAACUUGUAGUCUACUUGAUUUGAUAACUAGAUAUUGAAUCCUGUCAGUCACAUUCAUGCAGCAAAUGCAUUUAGCCUCAAUUUGCAUGCAGUGUACAGUGUGGGGUAAAAAGGAAGUGAGUAUUUUCACACAGCAGUCACAAUGGAUCCUCAUUUACUUAAAGCAUACUUGCAUGUACAUGGACAAGCAGACAACCAACCACAAGC
Molecule: messenger RNA, 3469 nt
Organism: Salvelinus sp. IW2-2015
Lineage: Eukaryota; Metazoa; Chordata; Actinopteri; Salmoniformes; Salmonidae
Gene: abtb1
Product: ankyrin repeat and BTB (POZ) domain containing 1
Cellular component (GO): cytoplasm; ubiquitin ligase complex
Molecular function (GO): protein binding
Source: RefSeq, a predicted model, not a curated record